AUGAAGAACUGUGAAAGUGAGGCUGAAAAUCUUGAAGCACAACCCCAGUCUACUGUUCGUCCAGAAGAAAUCCCUCCAAUACCUGAAAAUAGAUUCCUAAGGAGAAAAAGUCCUCCUAAAGCUGAUGAAAAAGAAAGGAAGAACAGGGAGAGAGAGAGAGAGUGUAAUCUACUUAACUCGCAGCCUGCUUCAUACCAGAGGUGACUUUUAGUUACUAGGUCUGGCAGGAAAAUUAAAGGAAGAGGACCAAGGCGUUACCGAACUCCUUCUAGAUCCAGAUCCAGGGAUCAUUUCAGACAUAGUGAGACUCCUCCACAUUGGAGGCAGGAGAUGCAGAGAGCUCAAAGAGUGCGGGUAUCAAGUGGUGAAAGAUGGAUCAAAGGGGAUAAGAGUGAGUUAAAUGAAAUAAAAGAAAAUCAAAGAAGCCCAGUUAGAGUAAAAGAGAAAAAAAUAACCGAUCAUAGGCAUGUUUCUGAGAGUCCAAACAGAAAAAGUGAAAAGGAAAAGAAAGUUAAAGACCAUAAAUCUAACAGCAAAGAGAGAGACAUCAGAAGAAAUUCAGAAAAAGAUGAUAAAUAUAAAAACAAGGUAAAGAAAAGGGCCAAAUCGAAAAGUAGGAGUAAGAGCAAAGAGAAAUCCAAGAGUAAGGAAAGAGGUACAAAGCAUAAUAGACAUGAAGAAAAGAGGAUGAGGUCAAGGAUUAAAGAAAGGGAUCCUGAGCAUGUUAAAGAAAAGGAAAAGUCUGACUCUAAAGGAGAAGAUCAGGAAAGGAGUAGAAGUCAAGAAAAGUCUACAGAAUCCAAAAGCAAUGAGCAUGAUCAUAAUAAAAGUAAGGACAAGGACAGACGUGCACAGUCUAGGAGUAGAGAACGUGAUGAAACUAAAGGCAAACACAGUUACAAUAGUAGAACAAGGGAACGAAGCAGAAGUCGGGACAGGAGCAGAAGAGUGCGGUCUAGAAGCCAUGACCGAGAUCGCAGCAGAAGCAAGGGGUAUCAUAGAUACAGAGAACAGGAGUACAGGAGAAGAGGAAGGUCACGGAGCCAAGAGAGAAGAGCAACGCCAGGAAAAUCAAGAAGUAAAGAUAGGAGGAGAAGGAGGAGAGAUUCACGGAGCUCAGAGAGAGAAGAAAGUCAAAGCAGAAACAAAGAAAAAUAUAGAAACCAAGAAAGUAAAAGUUCACACAGGAAAGAGAAUUCUGAGGGUGAGAAAAGAAUGUACUCUAAAAAUCGUGAUCAUAGUAGCUCAAAUAGUAACAGGGAAAAAAAGGCUGAUAGAGAUCAAAGCCCAUUCUCAAAAAUGAAACAAAGUAAUCAGGACAAUGAAUUAAAGUUCUCCACUUUGAAAAAUAAGGAGGAUGAGAAGACCAGAUCCUCAGUGGAAAAAGAAAACCAAAAAUCAAAGGGUCAAGAAAAUGACCACACACAUGAUAAAAAUAAAAAAUUUGAUCAUGAAUCAAGCCCUGGAACAGAUGAAGACAAAAGUGGAUGAGUGAGUUAUAUAAACUUAUUUCCAUUCUGUCUCAAAUUUUAAGUUUUAGAGACUUGCUGAUGAAUCCCCUUUAUGUUGUUUUCUUUUCAUUGUUUUGGGUUUAUGUUUGUCCUUUUUUUUUUUUUUUUUUUCCAAUGUGGACUUUAUUGAGUCAAUCUUUUGAUAAUCUGCAACCUGGA
Physeter macrocephalus (sperm whale) is the source of this 1670-nucleotide messenger RNA. Its product is annotated as peptidyl-prolyl cis-trans isomerase G-like. NCBI's taxonomy places the organism in Eukaryota, Metazoa, Chordata, Mammalia, Artiodactyla, Physeteridae. The record is from RefSeq and is a predicted model, not a curated record.